Molecule: messenger RNA, 642 nt
Organism: Eruca vesicaria subsp. sativa (arugula)
Lineage: Eukaryota; Viridiplantae; Streptophyta; Magnoliopsida; Brassicales; Brassicaceae
Source: the annotation of a GenBank genome assembly
AUGGGCUGUUUCCAAUCAAAGGUAGCUAGAGAAUUCCGAGGACACGAAGACCCCGUUGAGCUUGCUUCCGAGACUGCCUUUAGUGUGAGUGAGGUUGAAGCAUUGUUUGAGCUGUUCAAAAGCAUAAGCAGUUCGGUUGUUGAUGAUGGUCUGAUAAACAAGGAGGAGUUUCAACUUGCUUUGUUCAAGAACAGGAAGAGGGAGAAUAUAUUUGCUAACAGGAUAUUUGAUAUGUUUGAUGUUAAACGAAAGGGAGUAAUUGAUUUUGGGGACUUUGUAAGAUCACUUAAUGUUUUCCACCCCAAUGCUUCUCUAGAAGACAAAAUAGAUUUUACGUUUAGGCUUUAUGACAUGGACUGUACGGGCUUCAUUGAACGUCAAGAGGUUAAGCAAAUGUUGAUCGCCCUUCUCUGUGAAUCUGAAAUGAAAUUGGCUGAUGAAACCAUAGAGAUAAUACUAGACAAGACAUUUGAGGAUGCAGACGUGAAUAAGGAUGGGAAGAUUGAUAAACUAGAGUGGAGAGAUUUCGUGAACAAGAAUCCAUCACUGCUUAAGAUCAUGACACUCCCAUAUCUCAGGGAUAUUACGACAACGUUCCCGAGCUUUGUCUUUAAUUCAGAGGUCGAUGAGAUUGCCACAUGA